AUGUCAGCCUCGAAACUGUGGGCUGACGAGAACUCAGCUCCGUUGGGAACAUGGCAGCACGAGCUGAGCAACAUGCCGGCCUUCCCAGCAAACCCGCAAGCGUACGCUCGAUAUGAUCCUCGCUAUAUGGCUUACCAGCGAUUGAAUGCUAAGGCCAAUGGUCCCUAUACGUCAUACCCAACCUUGCAGCAAGGACCCCCUCCCGCCAAUGCUUGUGAUGAGCAAUGCAAAGCGACAUUUGAAGUCGAGAAAGAUGAGAUCAAGAAGGUCUAUGCUGACGACAUCCAGUCAGCACAAGCCCAGUGCUUGGCGAUUAGAGUCCUUUUCGAAUGUCAGUGCAACAGCUGCGGUCAAGACUUCAGGCCGGGGCAGAUGCUCCAGCAGGAUCUCUGCAAGCCGGACAUGACCAGCAAGCUCCAUGAGGCUGGUGGCCCUUGCACAGGCUUCACAAGCUCCUUCUGUCAGAAGCCCUUCGGCGAAGAGUUCUGCCAGCAGAGAACGUGGAUGCCCGAUCAGGGCUCGCAAGCCUGGCUGCAGACCCACAAGGUCAUGGACCCCGGGAACACAAGCGGCACUGCAGGAGAAAACCUCUUCAGCUCUCAGCUGCCCCAGUACAGUCAGUCCGUCGCCGACAGCCUUGCCAAGUACCUGGCAGCCGGUGCUGCCGAGAAGUCAGCAGAGAGCAGAUUCAACAACCUGGUGGCUGAGGAGGUGGAAGCGCUUCAACCAGUGAGGAAGCAGGGAGGGAUUCAGAUCUUCAACCUUCCUCUCUUCCAGUCGACGGCGGAGAGCGAUAAGGCAGGGAAGUGCCGAUGGUGGCACAAGGAACUGUUCGGCAAGCAGCUCUCACAGUCAGAUGCUCAUCAGUACGGCCAGUCCAUCAAGGAUCUUCUCAAGCAGUACUCCAAGAAGGGGAUCGUCCUCCCCGCGAGCCUGCAACAAGACCUGCGGGACCUGGAGGUAGCCUCGGCCAAGUACAACGCAUGA
This is a messenger RNA of Guillardia theta CCMP2712, 987 nucleotides long. RefSeq lists its product as hypothetical. The transcript is spliced from 13 exons. The record is from RefSeq and is a predicted model, not a curated record. The coding region runs from base 1 to 987 and encodes 328 amino acids. Lineage: Eukaryota; Cryptophyceae; Pyrenomonadales; Geminigeraceae.